Molecule: messenger RNA, 1544 nt
Organism: Rosa chinensis
Lineage: Eukaryota; Viridiplantae; Streptophyta; Magnoliopsida; Rosales; Rosaceae
Exons: 5
Coding region: 419-1351 (310 amino acids)
Source: RefSeq, a predicted model, not a curated record
UUCUUGAAUAGAUGAUUGUCAGGUUGUAUUAUUGGUUUUCAUGGAUGACUCUCUGGGUUGUAUUUGUAGUUUUAUGGACAAACCAAUCUUGGAUGACGUAGUGAAAUGACUGGUUUGCCAUACUGUAAUCACACCUAGUUGACAGUAUUCUAAUCAGUACAAAUUAUAGUUGAGCCAGCUGACCAUUUCAUCUGUUUGCAUGAACUUGAAUCAAAAGGUUUUGAGAUUUUCCAUAUCUGGUGGGUGUUGGAUUGAUGAAAUCAACUGAAUGAGCCACAUGCCCAAAUGGGUAACCUCUGAAAUAUUGUAAUUUUAUAUUAUCUACAUGUUGUAAGGUGAUCUUUCUAUGAACUGGAAGCGGACCUUUGGUUCUUUGGCAGACUAAUUGAGCUGGCGAUUGCUUCUUUGGGCUAUAACCAUGUCUGCUUAUGGCCACCAUAUGGAGCGAGAGUACUCCGCCCAGAGUCUUUCGAGUCGUGAAGUUUCUGAGAGGACAAGUAGUUAUGCAAUGGAGUCGGGGUUCUACAUGUCGUCCUUUGCUACAACAAUCUUCAUUGCUUCACUCGUCACAGUCGGGUUAUUAUUCAUCACUUUGCUGAUUGCACUGACGGUAAUGCUGCAGUCUUGUGAAAGCAAGAGCCAUGGAAUCGUUGAGGUUCAGAAACCAAGUUAUGAUUCAAAUUACUGCCAUAUCUUCUCUCUGCAUAUGGAACUCAACAACUUUGAGGCAGAUCAGUUCCCUUCAGUAUGCAGGGUUGUUGCUUCUCAGUACAUCAAACAAGGUCAAUAUGCAACAGAUUUAAAUUCUACCAUGGGGAUAGUUGAGGACUAUUUUGGUAGUAUUACCCCGCAACACGAUGGUCUGGAUGUUGUGUUGAUGGAUGUAGAUGACAUUCUUUCUUUAAACCCCCAGAAUAGUAAUGUUUCAGUGCACCGAUAUGAUCACUAUGGUUGUAGUGAUUGUAUGGAGGAGGCAAAGCAUCUGAAGCACAUGCUUAUUCUGAGACUAUACAUGAAACUUCAUUCUAGUGGUUGGCCUUUGAUUUUGUUAUCAAGAAAGCCAGAGACACAUAGGAAUACCUCCGUAGAGUAUCUUGUAUCUGCCGGAUACACAGCUUGGUCUUCAUUGAUUAUGAGCAGAUCAGAAGCUGAACUGCAUAUGGAUAGCAGUGACUACUUCUCUAAACGAAGGGCUGCAAUGCAGAGAGAAGGAUUUCGCAUAAUCGGCAUAAUAAGCAGUCACAUGGAUGCUCUAAGAGGACCAUUUUUAGGAAGGCGUAUUUUUAAGCUUCCGAACCCAAUAUAUUACAAUUUUGAAUAUCAAAUUGAAGACACACAUACACCAAAAUAGAUCACUUUCCAACUUCAUGUUGUUGCUUGAUACACAUUGCUUUCCAUUGUGAAGCAGCCAUGUAAAUACAGUUGUUCUGCUCCGGAGUAUUUGUUGUCAAGAAAUGUCAAAUACAAGUAUUGUUACAAUUAUUGUAAACAUUGUUCAUGAAUUGCAUAAAUUUUGCCAAAUAAUAGUAUAUGGUUUCUUUUUA